AUGGUACCAGUCAAGAAGGCCCAGCGCUUCAAAAAAGCCCUGUACUUUUCAGAGGCUGAGUUCAAAGAGCGUCAACAGCGAGUCCUGGCGCUGAUGGAGCGAGAGAACCUCGAUGGUUUUCUCAUGACAAAGCAAGAGUCUCUGUACUAUCUAACCGGUUUCGAUACCUUUGGCUAUGUCUUCUUCCAAGCCAUGUACUUCCACAAAGAUGGCUCCAUGCGGCUGAUCACUCGAAUCCCGGAUCUGCGCCAGGCUCUCUACACUUCAACCCUCGAUCAGAAAGAUAUCCUCAUCCGAUCCGACGAUGCCGGAAGCAAUCCUGUGUCUUUGGUCCCCAAAGUUCUCCAGGACUAUGGAAUCGAUUCGCCAUCCAAGCGAAUCGGCUAUGAACCCGAUUCAUGCUCCUUGACGCACCGCCUAGGAAAGGCACUGGAAGAAGCCGUGGAUGGCAUUUGUACGCUGGUGGAUCACAGUGACUUGCUCACCCGAGAGCUGCGCAUUCUCAAAUCAGAAGCCGAAAUGCGCAAGGUUCGAAAGGCCGCUUAUCUCGCCGACUUUGCCCUCGUCCGUACCCUGAAGCUGGCCAAGCCCGGGGCCUAUGAAGGCGACUUGUGGCGAGAGAUUGUCGGCACGGUCUAUGAGGGCGGUGGUGAUGAUCCUGCCAACGAGAAUAUUCUUGUCUCAGGCAACAAGGCUGUUCUUACUCGUUACUCGACGGGCAAAGACAAGAUCGAUCGACAGCUCACGCUCGAGCAUGCCGCAUCAUACAAGCACUAUCAUGCGUGCCUGAUGCGCACGAUUCCCAUUGGCGGAAUCACUAAGCUGGCGCGAGAAAUGCACCGAAUCAACAUCCUCCAGAUGGAAGCGGCCAUGGCGGCCCUCAAGCCGGGCCGAGAGAUCGGCGAUGUGUUUGAGGCCUACGCUCGUGUUGCAGAUGAGCAUGGCUUCCGGGACCAACGCUUCAACAGUUGCGGCUAUAGCUUGGGUGCCACAUUCUCACCUACGUGGAUGGAUUUCCCCAUGUUCGUGCGCGGUCAGAAUGUGGUGGCACAGCCGGGCAUGGUGUUCUUUAUCCAUAUCAUUCUGAUGGACAAGGCCACGGAUACUGCCAGCUCAGUUGGCCAGACCGUGGAAGUGACUCACGAUGGGUGUGUUGCACUGUCCAAGCUACCUUUCUGUCUUACUCGAAGACAAACCAUUGCCGCUUGGAAGAAGAUCCGAAAGGAAGACUACGGAUUUAGUGGUGACGAGAUUGAUGACGGGGAGAAUCUCCAAGACGUCGAGCUCAGUGAUGGGGAUGUUGAUGAGGAGGACUACGAUGUUGAAUACGACUUCAGCGACUAUAAGCCGGCAGCCGCACUGGGUGACCCGACCCAGAGUGCUUAA
This is a messenger RNA of Penicillium canariense, 1386 nucleotides long. Its product is annotated as M24 family metallopeptidase. The transcript has a single exon. NCBI's taxonomy places the organism in Eukaryota, Fungi, Ascomycota, Eurotiomycetes, Eurotiales, Aspergillaceae. The record is from RefSeq and is a predicted model, not a curated record. Bases 1 to 1386 code for a protein of 461 amino acids.